UAGCUCUAUCCAUUCAUUGCUCUCUACAGUCCCACUGAGAUUAUUAUGCAAAUACUUUAAAUUCAAUCUGCUCAAUGAUUGAAUUAAAAUUAAACUAAAAGAUCUAGACAUUUCACCCCUUGAAGACUGAAAAUGCUCACCGACUUGAUAGAAGAAGAGUUUGAUAUUAAGGAGGAAGAACCGUGGUACGACCAUCAAGAUCUCGAACAUGAUCUUCAUUUGGCCGCUGAAUUGGGCAAAAAUUUACUGGAGCAGAACAGUGAGUUAGAACAGAGACUCCAAGAGAUGUAUACCACCAACCAGGAGCAGCUACAGGAAAUAGAGCACCUGUCCAAACAGGUGGAUUUGCUGAGGUCUGUAAAUGAUCAGCAUGCCAAGGUUUACGAACAGCUAGACUUAACAGCCCGAGACCUGGAGCAGAAAAAUCAAAGAUUGCAUCUAGAGAACCGAGCUGCACACCAAAAGAUUGAAGGGCUCACAGAGACUGUGGAUGGUCUGCAGAUGCAGUUGGAUGAGCUCCAGCGAGGAAUGAAGAAAUUUGUUUCUUCGGAACACAACCUGGCCAGUGCACACUCAGAAACCCCACUUCCUGAUAAUGUCCAGUGUCUCAAAUGCUGCAAGAAGUGCCAGUUGCACAAGUAUUCCCAUGAGCACUCCUAUUCAGCUUUGCGUGAGAAGGAGCACAUAGAUCUCCUGCGCUCCGUUCAUUCCCUGCAGACCGAGCUGAGCACAGAGCGUUCUCUGAGAGAGGCUGCAUGGCUGGAGGCGGACACUCUGGCGCACAACCUCAGCCAACUUGAGCCAGAACUGACACUGCUGGGAGACUACAAGGAUCGCCAGGCUGAGAUGGAGGCUGAAGUUGAGGAGCUACGGCGUAUUGUGCACUCGAACACCAGAGCUGAAGCCACAUGCACCCAGAACCAGCUGCCAGACCUUGUAUUCCUCUCCUCUGAGGAAGAAGUGGGUGGGGUCAGGCACAGGGGGUGUGGUCUGAAGCACUCUAGCACUGUCAAUGAGGAUGGGCGAGGCGGUUUUAAGCAAGCUGAUGAUGUGAAGCAUCACGGCAUCUCUUUGCUGAACGAGGUGGAUGCCCAAUACACGGCCCUGCAGGAAAAAUAUGUCACAUUGCUGCGCCACUGUGAGAGUGGGUUGGUGCAACAGAACCACAAAGCCAUUCAAACACCCGCCGCCAGCUCUGCCCAAACACACACACACUCUCAGGGCACAAGUGCACAGGACGAUGCCCCGCUACCGGAGUAUAAAGUCCUGUUUCAUGAGAUUUUCACCUUUAUUCAAAAGAGCAAAAAGGACCUGAUGGGAAACAGGAUCAAGCCCAGUAUGGUUGAAUGAAGGACCAUUAUGCAUCUACUUAAGAUUUUCCAAACCCUUGAUGAACUUGGCUUCUCUGCUAAAGGGCAUUAGUCUGACAGAAAUAUUUCAUCAGUAAGAUAGUUGCCUGAGCCAGCAGAACGCGUAAAGGUAUGAAACAACAUGAUAGAACAUGAUAGACAGAUAGACAUCUGAUUGCAUUUGCACUCUUUGAACCUGGAUUUAACAUUUACAGUUAUGCUAUACAGUUUUUUUUCCGAUUUAUCAUAACCGUUGUUGAUGUUCAAAUCACCAAAACAUACACGCCCCUUCCCCCAUCUUUCGCUUUUGUGAACGCUCGGCUCGACCUAUGUCCAUCUGUGCCCUGUGCACCUUACUGCUGAUUGGCUACAAGGUUGUUUUGGUACUCGGCCCGAGUUUGUCUAAACAAGCGUAAUUCGGAAAUCGGACACCCGCCUUAAAUCACACCAACAAACGUAUAACACAAUGAUCCACCGCAGAGCUACAGAAACAAUUAAGGCAAAGUUUAUGUCUGUAAUUUAACCAUUUUUGUGGAAAUUCUAUAAUUGUUUAUACUGCACAUUAUUAUAUAUUAUUCAUACAUAUUAUAGAUGGCUUGUAAAUAUUAUAGAUUUAUAUACAGUGUUUAAGUAAAAAUAUAGAUAAAGAUUAAAUAUAAGAGACUGAAAUAUUUGACAUUUUGUUUGAAUAUCACAAACAAUGAAACAUCCACAAACAGAUAAAAAAUGUCCUCUGAAAAUGUAAUUUUGCUGUUAUUUCAAACAGCAAAACAGCAAACAGCUUAUUUUUUUCUAAGGUCUAAUGAAGUUCAAACCUCAAUCAAUAAAUCUACGGUAGCCAAAGUUUCUCAUAACCCUUUUUGUUAUCAUUUUUGCUAUCAAUGAUCUUUGGAAGUUUCAGGACCAUAAAACUCAAUCAACCAAAAAUGUUUGUAUUGAGUUCAAAGGCAAUGAUAGGGCCUGUUCACUUAUGCAUUAGCAUAAUGCACCUUGCUCACUGCCCUUUUGUUUUCCAACAGCUAACAACACUGUGCAUGUGCUGUAAUGCAACAUUCAUGUUGAAAUCCCUUUGAACCAUAAGCAAAAGAUUUGAACCAGAAGCAAUAGAUUUUUCUUCUGCUCUGUCACAUAUCUCAGAUUAAAAUGUAAUAAUCAAAGAUAGAAAAAAUGGGUGAGGCUAGUUUUUUCAAAUGCUGUUAAUUGGCCCCUAUUCACCUGCAUUGGUUUUGUUUCAAUAUAAUAGACGUUAAUAGAAUAUAAUGCUGUUCGGUUACCAACAUUCUUCAGAAUAUCUUCUUUUGUGUUCUGCGGAAGAAAGUCAUACAGGUUUGAAAUCACAAGAGGGAGAGUAAGUGAUGACAGAGUUUUCAUUUUUGGGGAACUAUCAAUUUAAGUCAGGCAUUUUUAGUGUCCAAGUACUUCCUGGGGCCACAAAAAUAUGUUGUUUAUUUCCAAAGAUAUUUGUAUGUAGUUGCAUUUGUUGUGAAGUCACAUCAUGUUGCUAAACAUCAGAAACUGAGACAGCUGGUAAUAGUUGUGUGACAAGUCAUACUGGUCUAGUAAAACUCUGCAGUGAAGUAUAAAUCAUUUAAUCUUUUCAAAACGCAACAUGGACCUUCAACCGAGGAGCAUUUUUAGAUCCAGGACAUAAGUGGACAGCUGUCUUCACUCCGGGUAGAAAGGCUGCUUCUUAUCAAAGCACUUGAUAAGAUUUCAGAGUUAACCUGUAUGAAGUAACAUCUUUAUCAGAUAGACAGAGAACAGAACGCAAAGUAAAUAUGCUUCAUGUCUAAUGUCACUGUGCUUAUAUUUAAAAAUGUGAGACAAUCUGAUUUCAUACU
This is a messenger RNA of Triplophysa dalaica, 3190 nucleotides long. RefSeq names its product cerebellar degeneration-related protein 2b (gene cdr2b). The record is from RefSeq and is a predicted model, not a curated record. Bases 133 to 1350 code for a protein of 405 amino acids. The transcript has 5 exons. NCBI's taxonomy places the organism in Eukaryota, Metazoa, Chordata, Actinopteri, Cypriniformes, Nemacheilidae.